Haliotis rubra (blacklip abalone) is the source of this 1617-nucleotide messenger RNA. RefSeq names its product serine/threonine-protein kinase fray2-like. Bases 1 to 1617 code for a protein of 538 amino acids. The transcript has a single exon. The record is from RefSeq and is a predicted model, not a curated record. Lineage: Eukaryota; Metazoa; Mollusca; Gastropoda; Lepetellida; Haliotidae.
AUGGAUAUCAAUCAAUCAGCUGUGAACUCCACUGGCUCCACAAGUCAUGGAUCUCCAAUGCAGAGACAAGGAUCCAUAAGCUCCAUGAGCCCAAACCAAGGCUCUGCUAACUCCACUGGAUCCUCAAGCACAAAACAAUCAUCUACAGCCUCAAGAGGAUCCAUGACUCACAGUCAGCCUUCAGGAGACUCAAGGGAUGGUCUGAAGCAGGUGCCCUCACUUAGUGGUGGACCAUCCAAAGAUGCUCAGACUUCUAAAGACAUGUCCAGGAGCUCUCAGGCAAUGAGCGAUUCCAUGACUAAUUCUCAGUUGUCAAGAGAUCAUGUUAUGAAUGAUUCCAUGAUGUCAAGAGAUGCUUUAAGUCAUCAAGAGUCUCUCACAUCAAGAGAUUCAGGAGGAUGCAGUGAUUAUCAGUCUUCUCAAGAUGCAGGACUCAGGGAUUCUCAGGCUUCUAGAGAUGCAGGACACAGAGAUUGUCGAUCUAGAGAUCAUUCAAUAGAUGCUGGACACACAGAGUAUCAGUCUUCUAGAAAUACAGGACACAGAGAUUCUCAGUCUUCUAGAGAUCAUUCUAGAGAUGCUGGACACAGAGAUUCUCAGUCAUCUAGAGAUCAUUCCAGAGAGACAAGACACAGAGACUUUCAGUCUUCUAGAGAUCAUUCUAGAGAUACUGGACACAGAGAUUCUCAGUCAUCUAGAGAUCAUUCUAGAGAGACAAGACACAGAGACUUUCAGUCUUCUAGAGAUCAUUCUAUAGAUACUGGACACAGAGAUUCUCAGUCAUCUAGAGAUCAUUCUAGAGAGACAAGACACAGAGACUUUCAGUCUUCUAGAAAUCAUUCUGGAGAUGCAGGACACAGAGAUUCUCAGUCUUCUAGAGAUCAUUCUAGAGAGACAAGACACAGAGACUUUCAGUCUUCUAGAGAUCAUUCUAGAGAUGCAGGACACAGAGAUUCUCAGUCAUCUAGAGAUCAUUCUAGAAAUGCUGGGGAUUCCCAGGCCUCAAGAGAAACUGACAAAAGUCUCCAGGUGUCCAAAGAUUCAGGAACAUUCAGGGAGUCCAAGAAUUUAAGAGAAUCUCACAGAGAUUUCCAGAUUUGUAGAGAUGAGCAAGAGCAUGGAAACUAUCAGGCUUCCAGAGAUGCAGAACUUCACCGAGAAGCACCUCACAGAGAUCACAGAGGUGCCAUGAGAAAUCAUUCAACAAGAGAUCCUGUUAUGACAAGAGAUCAUCAGAUGUCUAGAGGUCAAAUUAUGAAAGAGUCAUCACAAGAUCAUAUUUCUCACACAGAUCCUCACACACCAAAGAGACCUCCACCUCACACAGAUUCUCACACAUCAAGGGAUCACCAGAUAUCCAGAGAUCCUGUCUCAUCAAGGGAUCAUGUGUCUCCGAACCAGACACCUCGGGACGGUGUCGCAUCGAAAGAUCAUAUGUCUCGGAACCAGACAGUCAGGAGGGUCGGUGCAGUACAGCGUCAGACUUCAGCAAGCUCUGUGGACAGUAGGUCCAGAAGAAGGAUCUUCACACGGGCGAUGGUCCAUCAUGAUGCUGUUGGUGACUCGGAUGACGAAAUGUACCGACACUGGAAAGGUGAUGUUGAAAUGCAUGCUUAA